UAUGCUCUGGCUCUAUGCCACCUAUACGCGUAAAUCGUAAACGUAGUAAAAUCGGCUUAACGAAAAUUGUCGGCGUGUAACUUUUUUAACAAUCUUCCUGCCUCUCACAUCUUCGUCGUGAUCAAUUUCUUAACAACUCAAAGUGUCGACAAUGGAUUAUUCAUAUUUCCUAAUAGUAUUUUUAUCUGUAGUCAAUUGCGAGUGGAAUACCAACGAUUACCUGAAGAGAGAACAUUCGCUUAUGAAGCCAUAUACGGGGUCAGGGCUCUCUAUGCCAUUCUGGGACUUUCUAGGUAGCACUGUGAUAAGUUCAAAUUACAUCAGGUUAACAUCAGAUUUGCAGAGUAAAAGUGGUGCCAUUUGGAAUAUAGUGCCUUGCAAAUCAAAGAAUUGGGAACUCCAAGUCCAGUUUAAGGUUCAUGGACAUGGCAAGGAUCUCUUUGGAGAUGGAUUAGCAUUUUGGUAUGCUCGUGAUAGAAUGGUUAAAGGUCCUGUCUUUGGAUCCAAGGAUUACUUUUAUGGACUUGCCAUCAUUUUGGAUACAUACAGCAAUCACAAUGGCCCUCAUAAUCAUGCACAUCCUUAUAUUUCUGCAAUGGUUAAUAAUGGAACUCUCUAUUAUGACCAUGAUAGAGAUGGGACACACACUCAGUUAGCUGGUUGUGAAGCAAGGUUUAGAAAUGUAGAACAUGAAACAUAUUUAGCAGUUCGCUACGAAAAUGAUAAACUCUCAGUUUCAACGGACAUUGAUAAUAAAGCUGGCUGGAAGCCGUGCUUUACAGUGGAAGGUGUCCGAUUACCGACAGGAUACUAUUUCGGUAUGUCGGCAACAACUGGAGAUCUGUCCGAUAACCACGACAUUAUUGCGGUAAAAUUAUACGAGCUCGACGAUUCUUCGACGGACGCUACCGCUGAAGAUCGUUCAAAUAUUAUGCCGGCUGCUCAGUCGUUCGAACCUCCAAGAGAACACGUCGAUGACCCGAAGCCGUCUUCCAUGGGAGGUGUUAAACUCUUUUUGUUUAUGCUUCUUGGUGUUUUAGGAGUAUUUGCUUGCAUAGUCGUGGGAAUAAUUUUCUAUCAGAGACAACAGGAAAAGUCAAGGAAGAGGUUUUACUAGGUUAACACAUCUCCUAAUGUUGAAAUCAUUAUUUUUGUGCUUUAAAGUGUUGGUUUUUGUGUGCUCAAGAUAUUGACAAAUAAAUUGAAAGGGUGUGAGUUAA
Molecule: messenger RNA, 1220 nt
Organism: Daphnia pulex (common water flea)
Lineage: Eukaryota; Metazoa; Arthropoda; Branchiopoda; Diplostraca; Daphniidae
Product: vesicular integral-membrane protein VIP36-like
Exons: 7
Coding region: 152-1117 (321 amino acids)
Biological process (GO): Golgi organization; endoplasmic reticulum to Golgi vesicle-mediated transport; endoplasmic reticulum organization
Cellular component (GO): COPII-coated ER to Golgi transport vesicle; endoplasmic reticulum membrane; endoplasmic reticulum-Golgi intermediate compartment
Molecular function (GO): D-mannose binding
Source: RefSeq, a predicted model, not a curated record